Atta colombica is the source of this 1008-nucleotide messenger RNA. RefSeq names its product ubiquitin domain-containing protein 1. NCBI's taxonomy places the organism in Eukaryota, Metazoa, Arthropoda, Insecta, Hymenoptera, Formicidae. The transcript is spliced from 4 exons. The record is from RefSeq and is a predicted model, not a curated record. Gene Ontology annotation, molecular function: protein binding. The coding region runs from base 110 to 832 and encodes 240 amino acids.
AGCAUGCAAUAUGGCUACGGCAAGAGUUCGAUUGGAUAAGAUGGAAGAAAAUGGCAUGCGAAGUGUUAUUAAAUUUUAGUGAGAUGUUUACUUGCUCCGGUUGUGUAGAAUGGGAGGCUGUAUAGGUAUAACGAGGGCAAGAAAUGCCUCAAUCAAUGAUACAUCGGAAAAUUCGAGCAGAACUAAUUCGGGAAAUACAAGAAAAAAUCAUCUUCUAUGUCACGAGGUAAUCAGAUGGAAAUCUGAUGUACCUCUGACCGAAGGUCAGCUGAGAAGUAAGCGAGAUGAAUUUUGGGACACUGCACCAGCAUUUGAUGGUCGUAAAGAGAUUUGGGAUGCAUUGAGAGCAGGUGCAACUGCAGCUGAAGCACAGGAUUAUCAGUUGGCACAGGCUAUAUUAGAUGGGGCUAAUAUUUCUGUACCAAAUGGUUUCUUAACUGAAUGUUAUGAUGAGUUAGGAACACGUUAUCAAGUACCUAUUUAUUGUUUGUCUUACCCAAUUAAUAUCGUAAAAGAAGAUAGUGGAAGAGAUUCACCUGCUGAUUGCUCAGAACCAGUUGAUGAAGGAACAGAACAAACUUUAAAACUUAGACUGUCAACUACUUUAGGAGAAGUUAAACUACCUGUUUAUAGCAAUGAUACCAUUGCUGUUGCUAAGAAAAAAUUACAGAGUCAAGAAGGUUUGGAACCUUCACGUCAAAGGUGGUUUUUUGGUGGUAAAUUGCUUGGUGAUAAAAUGCAUAUAGAAGAAGCUAAGGUACAGCCAGGUUACAUAAUACAAGUAAUUGUAAAUCCAGAAAAAUCAGAUAAUAUCUCCGGGAAGACUAGUUGAACUGAUAACAAACAUAUAAUAUAUAAAUGUUUCAAUCAGCAAUCAAUAGAACCAUACUUUUACGCUUGUUAACAAAACUUGUUAAUCCUAUAUCAAAGUAAGAAUAUUAUGGUUUUUAAUAUUUUGUCACAUCACGUAAGUGAUAAAUCAUUUUAAGAUAAAUUGAUUAUAUAACA